Messenger RNA from Anopheles merus, 1617 nucleotides. Its product is annotated as midasin-like. The record is from RefSeq and is a predicted model, not a curated record. NCBI's taxonomy places the organism in Eukaryota, Metazoa, Arthropoda, Insecta, Diptera, Culicidae. The transcript has a single exon. Bases 1 to 1617 code for a protein of 538 amino acids.
AUGUCGAGGUUAAGACUUGUACAACAAUUCGGUUAUAGAGACGAGAUAGAGACGCACGUGAAUCAGAAGUCAAGUUUGGCUAAUCAACAGUCACCCAGCUUCAGUGGAGGAGCGGCAACGGGUUUGGAGUCAGACAAAUGGAACCAGAUGGUUGGCCGAUUGGAUAAGUGUUUUGUUGGGAGCUCUCUGUCCAAUAUCUACCAUCUCGCCGUGGCAAGCGUGUUGCGAAAGGUGCACAGCGAGUCGGACAUGAAAUCGCUCGAGAAUGUAGAACGGGCGAACCAAUUCUGCAAUGAAAAGAUCGAAGAUUUACCCAUCUUUCCGUUCGAGGAAGACGAGCCGGGCCGGGAGGAGCCGGAAGAGAUUCCUGUGGUGCUGCGAAAGAAGCGUCGGUCGGCCUCCAAAAAGGGCAAGAAAAGGCACAAUGAUGCGGGUCAGCCGGAAUCGGCACAGGAUAUGUUUCUUCGUUUGAUGAACCUUGCCGCGGGUGGCCAGGACGAGGUGGAUGAGGACGAGGAGGACGAUGAUGCCGACGAGCAGGACUUUGAGCGUACCGGCACAGGGAAUGACGAUGCCGAGGGCGAGUACAGCGAGAACGAAAGCGCCAGUGAGCUGAGCGAGGAGGAGCUGGAAUGUUUGGAGAUGGCAGUAAUGGACGAACGUGCCGAAUCCUCGGUUACGCAGGAACGCCUCGAAGGCCCGGAUGCUUCGUCACACUCUGACGCGGAUCGGGAGCUGUCGAGCGAGGAACUAUUCCAACGGAAGCGGGAAGCACGUUUGCAAAGAAUGGCCGAGCUCAAUUCCAGGUUGGACCGCUACUCGUCACCAACACCUACGGCGUCCCCUUCGGAGGCUCCAGUCCAAACGGAGAGUGGGGAAACGGGCGAGACCUCCCAAUCCAAGACGGAGGAACAGGUAGUGCUGAGUGAAGACGAACAGAAGUAUCUGCAGCGACGGGCCGAACGAUUGGAGCGGCUGGAACGGGAAGCGAAGGAGUUCCGCAGCAGGCUUUCGAAAACGGUCCACCGGGGUACCGAAAUAUCUGCCCAGAUCGAUGAGAUCCACAAUGGCUUCAUGGCCCGCCAAUCGGACUCAUCUCCCGUGCCGGGAUGCUCGGGUGAGGCGCAAUCGAGCAGGGUAGACCUGUCCUGCCUCACCGACAAGGAGCGUGAGUACACAUCGGCCCGGGCCGAGCGACUUGAGCGGCUUGAAAACGAAAGUCAAAAGCUACUGAAGCAAAUGAAUCAAACAAUGCGUCGGGGCAGCAGUUUUACGACGAAGCUGGACAUGUUGCAUACUCGGUACGGUUACCCGGCGGCUAAUGAACCGGAAGCCAAUGUCGAAACCAGUGCCAGACCCGAACAGCAAACGGCAAAUGGCGAUGAACUUGGGCCGGAGGAAACUCCCAAGCCAGAACCUGCAGUGGAGAUGGAAGAAACCGUUCCGCAGGAGCAGGAGGAACAAGAUUAUGCCGUUGGUGGACCUUACGUGCCCAUGGGACCAAUAGAGCUGGUGCUCGUGUCGGACGAGGAAGUAAUGGACGAGGUCAGCAACCUGCUGGAAGGGGAAACGCAACACAGUUUGGAGGAGUCCAACGAAAGCCCUGAGCAAUCUUAG